CAGCAGAUGACUGGCAUCCUGUGUGGGUUUUCGGUUGUUCUAGGCAAAGAGGAUCUGAUUAUCAUUCAAACCUGACACCAUCUCCCUAAGGGUGCCCAGGAAGGGUGCAGAACCCUGAGUAAAGGAGGCUUCAGUCCAGGAGCGGAAGACACCCAGAGUCCUUUACUUUAAGAGAAAAGAAACUUCUGGCCAAGAUAAGCUGUGUCCUCAUUGUGUGGUGGUCUCUUGGAUAUGACUAAAGAUUCCUCGGGCUGAGCUGUAUACAGCUAGUUCAGAACUGCUGUAGAGUACCUGAGGCUAUACAGUGACUACGCAGGUCCUUUGGAUGGGCCCACAGGCUGAAGGUAAAACCAGAGGCGGCUAGAAAGUGGCAGGUCUACAGUUUGCAAAAGAGAGGGGCCUUCAGGAAAUGCUGAUUAUGUUGGAGUUCUUGACUUAAAGCUGCGGUCACAUGUCCUGUUGCCAUCCUGCUCUGAGUUUUCAUCAGCCCUGCCACUGCAGCUUACCUCUUGUUUCCCUGUACCUUCUCUAGCUCAUCUCAUGGGUAAGACAUGGCGGGAUAGAUGGCUCAUCAGUUAAGAGCACUAACUGCUCCUACAGAAGACCUGGGUGGAAUCCUGGCACCCACAUCAGACAGCUCACCUGUAACCCAAGAUCUAGAAAUUUGACACUACUAGCCUCUGGGCACCUGCAACUCAUGUGUACAUACCCCCCCAUAUAUAUAAUAUUAAAAUAAUAAAAAUAAAUAUUUUUAAAAGAGAUCUCUGAUGGGGCUGGAGAGAUGGCUCAGAGGUUAAGAGCACUGGCUGUUCUUCCAGAGGUCCUAAGUUCAAUCCCCAGCAAUCACACUCACAACCAUUUAUAAUGAGAUCUGGUGCCUUCUUCUGGCCUGCAAACAUACAUAUAGGCAGAACACUAUACAGAAUAAAUCCUCAAAAAAAAAUUUUUUUUAAAGAGGUCUCUGAGAUUAACAGAACUGGCAGAAACAAUGGUGGAAAUAAUACUGAUAAGGACAGCGACUACAAGGAUGUCGAAGACCAGGGCACUGAUGUACAGGCACUUGGCAAGGGCAGGGGGUCAUAGGCCUGGGCACCAAUAAUAUUACCUACCCUUUUCCUGUCUUUAGACUGGAGAUCAAAUGACAAGAAACCUUGGAGAAAGUCACUUGCGAUCCAGAUGCUCUGACUAGGUCUCUGUCGACCUCCUUGUCCAUUGCAGCCUCUCUACUUCACGUCUGGGACCCUCUCUCCACUUUCACAUACAUCUCCAGGAGGGCUCACCACUGCUUGAGUGCUGUCUAGUGAGCCUAACGGGCACAAGCAGGCGCAACCAAGGCUUUUGGCCCAAGCAACUGAGGGAGGCUGAGCAGUGGUGGUGUAAAGGAUAUAGCUCUUGCAAAGGAUUUGAGCUGGGAUGACCCCCAAGGUUCCUCUUUACCAAGGAGGCUCUUGGCACGUGAGCCUGGACUUAAGACUUCCUGUGGACAUGCACUGAGUCCUCGGCACUCACAGCCAUCUGAGACUUCAAAGAAAUGACCCCCACUCACAUUUUUAGGAUGGGGAAGGGCAGGACUAACAGGCCAAGGAGACUGAGGAGCAUCUAUCUGCCCAGGAUCUGAAGGGAAUGCCCGUCCCGGGGACUGGGGAGGAGCUUCCUACAGUUUGUGGUGGAAAGGGGGCAGUCUCCUUCAUUAUUCCUUUCCCCCUGCCAUUCCCUUCUUAAUGGUCAUCUCUGGCAGGUAUGUGUUGGCUGUCCCAUUUGUGCAUGUCAGCAGGUGAAUGAUCAAAUCUUGGAUUCUGAGUUUCGGAGAUGGAGGGCUGUGGCAUAGGCAGCUCUGGUCCUAAGGAGGGAGCUCUGGCCUCACAUCCACUUAGUGCCAGGGUCCGCCAUGGAACUGUUUGCAGCCAGUGUCCUAGAGCAGCCUUCUGUGCAUAGUCAAGACAGCAGGGGGGCUCUGGUGGGUGGUCUACAGCUACUGCCAUGUGGCACAGUGGCCUUUGAUGGGGUCUUUUGAGAGGGGUGGGGGAUGCUGGUUUGCAAGGGCGGGCCACCCUACUUGGCAGGCUGAGCCUGUAAUUUGUGUUAUAUAUAGCGGGUGGAGCUGGCCAGCCAGGGAGGGUAGUGUGGGGCUGUCAGCAGGCCUGGUGCUCAGAAAGCACGAGUCUCAGCGAGGAAGACACGGCGCUGGAACCCAUGGACACUUCCUAUCCCCGUGAGGCCCCCCGGGCCCCAUCGUCCCGCAAGGCCGAUGCCACUGGCCACACAGCCCUCUCCGUGGGAACACCGGGCCCUACGCCACGAGACCACAUGCUUUGGUCUGUCUUCAGCACGAUGUACCUGAAUCUGUGCUGCCUUGGUUUCCUGGCACUGGUCCACUCUGUCAAGGCCCGGGACCAGAAGAUAGCUGGGGACCUGGAGGCCGCAAGGCAGUAUGGCUCCAAAGCCAAGUGCUACAACAUCCUGGCUGCAAUGUGGACCUUGGUGCCCCCAUUGCUGCUCCUGGGGCUGGUGGUGACUGGCGCCUUGCACCUGUCCAGGCUAGCCAAAGACUCUGCAGCUUUCUUCAGCACCAAGUUUGACGAUGAGGACUAUAACUGAGAGUUCUGAGCCUGUCCUGAGCCAAGGACAACCGUGCCAGGUCACUGACCCCAGGCGCCCAACACCAGCUUCUGGGAGUUAUAGUCUCCCAUAGCACCUUGAUCCCUGCCCAACCAUGACCUCAGGGGCCACCCUCUUGUCCACGAUGUGUAUUCGACGCUGACCUACUCAGACCCAUUAGACUUUAUCUCUAACUUUCAGGGUCCUCAGGACCUGGCUUUCCCCACAUGUCCCCCACUUACCAGGCUGAGCCUUCACUCACGAUUAAAGGUGGCAGAUUCCAGAAA
This is a messenger RNA of Meriones unguiculatus (Mongolian gerbil), 2885 nucleotides long. It is a transcript of the gene Ifitm5, whose product is annotated as interferon induced transmembrane protein 5. The transcript is spliced from 4 exons. Gene Ontology annotation, cellular component: plasma membrane. Gene Ontology annotation, biological process: bone mineralization; bone morphogenesis. The record is from RefSeq and is a predicted model, not a curated record. NCBI's taxonomy places the organism in Eukaryota, Metazoa, Chordata, Mammalia, Rodentia, Muridae. The coding region runs from base 2194 to 2598 and encodes 134 amino acids.